Messenger RNA from Porites evermanni, 4861 nucleotides. The record is from the annotation of a GenBank genome assembly. NCBI's taxonomy places the organism in Eukaryota, Metazoa, Cnidaria, Anthozoa, Scleractinia, Poritidae.
AUGAUUCGUUUGCCCUCUCUGGUUACUUUAGCCAUUUUGCUUGCUUAUUCCUUUGGAACGGCACAAAAACAAUCAGCUCAACAGGUAUUGCUUUGAACAUAAUAACAGUUGCAAUUUGAGAACGUUUUAUUUUCCAUUGCAAAUUCUACCUUCAGCUCCAACUUGUACACGACAUCGGUAAAGGUUAAGGCGAAAUCAAACGUUCUGUCUUCCAAAUGAUGCCAUGAAUUUACGUGUAGUGCCAAUUGUUUGAUAUAAUCUCGCGAGAUUCUUCAUUUGUUGAUAUUUUUCAAGUCCAUUCCUGAUUGUAAUUAUAAAACAGAACAGAGACCCUUUGUCAUUCCGACGCACUUUCUUUAUUUCGUCUUUUUCUUUGGCAGCCGACCGAUGGGUCACCAGCAAACGAAAGCAGCUGCCAAACUCUGCAACAACAUACUUGCUGUAAAGAUGGUAGGAGACAAAUUUAACUGAUUUUCAAUUAACACCUUACUCGAAGACUCCAUUCUGAAGCUUCAAAAUUUUAAUCAGUACAACGAUGAAGAAAAAUCACAAAUUUUACGUUUCUUGUUUUGUUUCUUGACCGCCUAUCAGGAAAAGACGGCAAAGAUGGCAGGAACGGUAAGUUGACAUAAGGACAGAUCACACGUUCUUAAGUUAUAACAAUCUAAUUCAUGGAAUUUACAGAGGGGUUUGGUCCAGGUAUGCUGUCUAUUUGUCUGCAUGCGUUUGUAGAUCAUGAGAGUACCAGAGUCACAGCCAGUUGUUCUUUAUAUGGGUUGCGGAAAUAAAAGAGUCUCGCACAGAUCCUUGGGAAGUGAAACGAAGUGCCUUCCCAUAAGUCUGUCGCGCUUCACCUUGAAACACGAAUAGAUUUAUUAUACCCAGUCCCCACGAAAUAUAAUACGGUAAUGUACGACUUCUAAAAUCCCAUUUUCGUUUUCCUUAACUUCUUUGACUUUACUCAAUUCAUCUUUUUUUUCUGGUCAUACAGGAAAAGACGGGCGCGAUGGGUUACAUGGUAGAGUAUAUUAUUAAGUGAUAGUUUUGCUCUAUGCUUUAGGAAAUCACGAUUAGGUCUCAUAGUCUGUCCCUGCUCAGCAAACAUACGAUAAAUAAUAAUAUAGUAAAUAGAAUGAUAUGUGUGGAGAGAAAAACACAGAAAAAUUCUAAGUUCCAGAGGAGAAUUAAACCCAUAACAUUCCACACUAGUUGGAGGCUCCAACUACUGCGUUACUGAGCAGAUCAUUUGUGGGCUGACAUACCGCCGCGUAGCGCAAUCAUAUCAUUUCAAAUGAUAAAAGUUAUUUGAUAGAACAGUAUAAAAUGAAUUUCAAAUAUUGAACUAUAUUUAGUAAUACGUUAAACAGUGAAUUAUUUGAACCCAGUAGUCAUUUCAUAAGUAGGUGGAAUAUGAUCGUUUGGUUGUGAGAACAAGUGUAGUCCUGAAUAGGACUUUAAUUGACAGUUACUGACGUUCCGGCAACCUGCGCGGUUCUCGUGUAAGAGUCAAGUACUCUUUACCUUUUGUCUCGUAUCAUGCAAAAUUUUAAACAGCUCACUCUCAAGGACAACAACAAGACUGGUAGUCUCCAAGUGAGACAACGAUGGAGUGGGCCUUAUCCUAGGUAAGAAUUAGGAAAGCAAAAAAAAAACGGCUGGUUGGCUGCCACCCAGGGUAGGUGCGCAUGCCCCUAGGGUCGCCCUGGAUCAUGAUCCAUUAUAUUCUUAUGUUUCUUUGUUUUGCUUUGUUUUUAGACUAGAACUUGACUAAAACUUUAAUUUCUAAACUGAUUAUCCACAAAGAGGAUUUUCCAUCAAGCCAAGAAUGAAUCGCAUUUUUAUUUCAAGUCAGACAUAAUACACCAGUAUAGUAAGAAAGACCAAACUUUUCAUAGAUAGAAAGCCGGGCAUUUGAAUUUUUUUUUAGCAUAAUGGAACUAAAAACCGAAAAAAAAAUACGGAAACGAACAGAUACGGAAAAUAUGAAAAACAAGACGACAUUAGUGUUUGAUCUCUAAUGUUACGCAGUUUGACGUAGAUUAUUUUUCGGCCCAGAGGUAACGGCGCGGUAAUGAUCCUCAGAGUUACAGUUCUUCAGAAACAUGGAAUAUUUUGAGGUCAAAAAGAAGUUGAAUUUUUUUUGUCAAGAGGAAGGGUUUGUCCGCCUGGAUUUAACCUUUCUCAAUCUUCUUUCUUCAUCUUUGUUACUAUAUUUAGAUUUCACGCUGGCAACAGCCCUAUCAGGACUCCUGACUCCUAUUUUUAAGUUUACUAUGCUUAUUUAGCAUUAUUUUUUUAACACAGGGAAAGAUGGUCGUGACGGACGUGAUGGGACAAAUGGAGCGAAGGUUAUUAAGCCAUUGUUAUCAAUGUGGCCCGAAUGUGUAUCAUAGAAGCGACCUAUACUAAUUUGCCUCAGUAACAUACCACGUUCUCGUUUUAUUUUUCCAGGGUGAAAAAGGUGAAUCAGGCAUUCAAGGAAGAGAUGAAAAGGUUUGCAAAUUACCCCUUGCUAUAAUUACUGAGAAAAAUAUCAUAAAAAUAUCUUUGACUCUGAAGAUGACUACCGCACAGGUUGUCGAAACGUCAGUCUCUGUCAACAACAACAUUCCUAUUCAGGACUACUUUCAACCGAACGAUCAAACUCAACCUACUUUUGAAAUGACUCCUGGGUUCAAACCUUUCACAAAAAUAUCUUGAUGGGGUGAGUAGACAAGUAAGUGAGAUUGCAUGAAAAGUUCAAAAAAAAAAAUUAGAACUGGCAGGAUAAGAGAAUAGAAUGCUUUAAGGAUUUUAAAAUGUUUUACAAAGAACGAACGAAUUCGAACAAAAGAUGUGGAAUUCUAAGCUUUGAACUAAGCUAUUGCUUUCUGCUGUUCCCUUUUAGCUGCCUUUCUAUUUCAAUGCAAACUGUUCUCUUAUGUAACACUCAAAUGAACAAGUCAUCUAUAAGUAAUUAAUUUUGAUUUGUUAAAAGGGCGAGAAAGGAUCUCCUGGAGACAAAGGAGAACAGGGACCGAAAGGAGUGCCGGGAAUAUGUGACACGCAGGUAUUGAGAUAGACUGGGAUGAGAAAAGUCUUUUUAAUAAGUUUUCCCUACAGAGCAGUUCAUAAUAAGGGCAGUAAAGUCAAACCCCGCUCAUUACAGACAGGCAUUAAUGCAGACAAUGAAUACUUUUUUUGAGAUAAUUACUAUAGAAAGUGAACCUCGUUUAUUCGAACGCUCUUUUGGUAUUAAGAUGUACGAUUCGUGACGGUAUAGCCCUGGUGGACUCCCAUAUUAAGAGAAGGGAAUUAUUCUUCGUCUUUAUAUGUGUGUAAAUUGGAAAUUUUAGUCAUACUUGUACUCAAUUCAAAAUAAUGAAUUGUGUGCGAUUCCUCUUAACAUCUUUCAUCACAGGGCAAGUUUGCUUCCAGUACAACAGCCAGUUGUAAAACUGGUAAGUAACUUCAUUUACACUAAGUGGAUCCUUUUACACAUUACACUUGCAGUCUGUCCUAUAACUAUUGUUUAAAAUUAUUACCUCUGAAUCCUAAGCUACUUAUUUCUAGCUAACAGGUGUCGUACUGUGCCAGUCCUCCUUUAUUUUUAGGUUUAAUUAGACAAAAGAUUUUAUUUAUUAGUCUUAUUCCAACUACCUAUACUAGUCUAUUUCAUGGACAUAACAUAUAAAUGACCUUCCAACUCGCUGUAGACAGCAAGGCCUGUACUUAACAAAAAGGCAAUUCAAAUAGAAAUUGCUUUUUCCACUCGUCUUUCUCUCUCUUUUUUUUUAACAAAGAAUGCGACGUUGGUUUCCACUUCUUUGAGAAAGUUCAAGAUCUACCAACCCGAGGAGCUUUUGGUGUCGAACAUUUCUUCAUCAACGGGACUUUGUUUCUCGCUUUUGCUAACUACUAUGGGGACAUCCGCAAGUACAAAACAAGCUCCAUGAUAUACAAGAUGGACGAAUCAACCAGAAGAUUAACUUUGUAUCAAACCUUACAACCAAGUGGAGCUUACGACAUUGAAUACUUCACGAUCUCUAAUGAACAUUUCCUUGCCGAGGCCAAUUAUUACGAGGGAAGUCACCUGAAAGAUUCCAUAAUUUACAAGUGGAAUGGAAAGCUGUUUGUCGUCGUUCAGAAAAUACCUACAAAAGGAGCAAGUCACUUUACAUUUUUCACAAUAAAUGGUAACAAAUACAUUGCAGUGACAAAUUACGAAGAUGGUAGCACCCGUUCCAUAAAAUCAGUCAUCUACGAAUGGAGUGGCAAUCAGUUUAGCAAGUUUCAGGAGAUAGCAACAGAAGGUGCGAGAGCAUGUGAGGUGUUUAUAAUUAACAAUAACACUUUCAUCGCGUUUGCAAACCAUUAUAACUCGCAAAAGAAAUAUUCUGUUCAUUCCACUGUUUUAAAGUGGUCAGGAGGACACUUUGUCAAGCUACAAUCUCUUCCGACUUUUGGGGCAUGGGAUGUGAAAUCCUUUCAAAUCAAUGGUCACACAUUCCUUGCCUUUGCCAACUACUACUCUGGAAGUAAAUACAAUACCGACUCCUUCAUUUUCAAGUGGAAUGGCAACAAAUUUGAUUUGUUCCAGUCCAUUCCUACUCGCGGAGCCCGAGCAUUGCAUCCAUUUGUGAUCAGCGGUCAAACGUUUUUGGGUGUGGCCAAUCACCAUGGUGACAGUCAGAAAUACAAUACAAAGUCCGUUGUGUACCAAGCCUCCGGUUCGCAGUUCGUCAUCUACCAGGAUAUUCCAACUCAGGGAGCAUCUGACAUGACUUCAUUUGAGUACAAAGGUGAUAAGUACCUGGCAGUGGCAAGUUAUUACAACGGUCAGAAAUACAACACCAACAGCGCUUUGUACAAAUGGAUGUAG